Molecule: messenger RNA, 1359 nt
Organism: Molossus molossus (Pallas's mastiff bat)
Lineage: Eukaryota; Metazoa; Chordata; Mammalia; Chiroptera; Molossidae
Gene: POPDC3
Product: popeye domain containing 3
Exons: 4
Coding region: 296-1171 (291 amino acids)
Cellular component (GO): sarcolemma
Molecular function (GO): cAMP binding
Source: RefSeq, a predicted model, not a curated record
GGGAAACUUCUGCGGGCAUGAAGCGGGCGCUCUGCGCUGGGCCGGAGGAAAGGAAACCACAAGUAUCCGUGGACUGGAUCUAAAUCAGGAGCCCAGAUGAACUUGCAGAAGCUAGCGUGGGAUUCUCAGUUCUUCAUACACGCCAAACCCUUAAUCACCACAACUCCAGUGUCUAGGCUUUCUCCGUUUUUAUGAGGAUUUAGCAAACCUCGGAUGAUGGAAAAGCAAAGGACUUAAUCCUCACUUCUGUAUCAUCUAACAUCAAUGGGAAGGUGAACUAGAUGGUAGUACAGCCAUGGAAAGAAACUCAAGUCUAUGGAAGGACCUAACAGAUGAACACCCAGUCUGCACAAGCUGGAAGCGAGAGGCCGAAGGAGCCAUUUAUCAUCUCGCCAGCAUUUUAUUUGUAGUGGGUUUCAUGGGUGGCAGUGGAUUCUUCGGACUCCUUUAUGUCUUCAGUUUGCUGGGGCUGGGUUUUCUCUGCUCUGCUAUCUGGGCUUGGGUAGAUGUCUGUGCAGUCGACAUAUUCUCCUGGAAUUUCGUACUCUUCAUUAUCUGCUUCAUGCAGUUUGUUCACAUUGCAUACCAAGUGCACAGCAUAACCUUUGCCCGAGAAUUCCAGCUGUUGUACAGCUCCAUUUUCCAGCCUCUGGGGACCUCCUUGCCCGUCUUCAGAACAAUCGCUCUGAGCUCUGAACUGGUUACUUUGGAAAAGGAGCACUGUUAUGCCAUGCAGGGGAAGACCUCCAUUGACAAACUCUCUCUGCUUGUUUCAGGAAGGAUCCGAGUGACAGUUGAUGGCGAAUUUCUGCAUUACAUUUUCCCCUUCCAGUUCCUGGAUUCUCCUGAAUGGGACUCACUGAGACCCACAGAGGAAGGUGUUUUUCAGGUGACCCUCACAGCAGAAACUGAUUGUCGAUACGUGUCUUGGAGGAGAAAGAAAUUAUAUCUGCUCUUCGCUCAGCAUCGCUACAUCUCUCGCCUGUUUUCAGUUUUAAUUGGCAGUGACAUUGCAGAUAAGCUCUAUGCCUUGAAUGACAGGGUGUACACAGGGAAAAGGUACCACUACGAUAUCCGGUUACCCAACUUCUAUCAACUUUCAAGUCCUGGAAAGCCCAGAUCACCCCUGAUAGGACAUUUUCGGAAUUCCAGACAAUACUGUGAUAAGUGACAUCGAAAUCUGAAGUUUUAUAAUUAUUUUAAAAAGACUCUCUUCAUCAUUCCCCAAAUGAAAUAAGAAAAUACAGUUAAUUGAACUCACUAAUAUUUUUAUAAAUCAAACUCCGAGGCAAGAUGCCACUGCCAGCUAUUUUAUUCAUCUCAACUUCUGCAUUGCGAAUACACUUUACCACUUUUCCU